AUGGCUUUUAAGUUUGUUGUAUUGAGCUGUUUGGUGGCAGCAGUGAGCGCUGGUCUCCUGCCAGCUGCUCCUUUGGCUUACUCACACGCCGUUCAUGCUCCAGUCGCCUACGCUGCUCCUGUUGCCAAAGUUGUAUCUGCCGUCGACGAAUACGACCCCCAUCCCCAAUACAGCUUCGCAUACGACGUUCAAGAUGGCCACUCUGGUGACUCCAAGAGCCAACAUGAAACUCGUGAUGGUGAUGUUGUCCAAGGCUCCUACUCUGUUGUAGACCCUGAUGGCCACAAACGCACCGUUGAUUACACUGCUGACCCCCACAAUGGUUUCAAUGCCGUGGUUCGCAGAGAGCCCCUCGCAGUUCAGGCUGUCGCCAAGGUGGCUGCCCCAAUCCAAUACCACGCUAGUCCAGUCCAAUACCACGCUAGUCCAGUCCAAUACCACGCUAGUCCAGUCCAAUACCACGCUAGUCCAGUCCAAUACCACGCUAGUCCAGUCCAAUACCACGCUGCUCCAGUUGCUUACGCUGCUGCCCCAGUCGUCCACGCUGCACCAGUAGCCUACUCUGCUCCUCUGUACCACCAUUAA
Pieris macdunnoughi is the source of this 585-nucleotide messenger RNA. The record is from the annotation of a GenBank genome assembly. NCBI's taxonomy places the organism in Eukaryota, Metazoa, Arthropoda, Insecta, Lepidoptera, Pieridae.